Toxotes jaculatrix (banded archerfish) is the source of this 2769-nucleotide messenger RNA. Its product is annotated as glutamate receptor 3-like. Bases 1 to 2661 code for a protein of 886 amino acids. Gene Ontology annotation, cellular component: postsynaptic membrane; AMPA glutamate receptor complex; plasma membrane. Gene Ontology annotation, biological process: monoatomic ion transport; synaptic transmission, glutamatergic; modulation of chemical synaptic transmission. The record is from RefSeq and is a predicted model, not a curated record. Gene Ontology annotation, molecular function: AMPA glutamate receptor activity; transmitter-gated monoatomic ion channel activity involved in regulation of postsynaptic membrane potential. The transcript has 16 exons. Lineage: Eukaryota; Metazoa; Chordata; Actinopteri; Toxotidae.
AUGUGGCAUCGCGCAAUAGCGACAAUCCUUGUUUUAUUGCAUUUUCUGGGCGACUCGCUGGCAGGGUUUCCGAAUCAAAUCAACAUUGGUGGACUGUUCAUGCGCUCUACAGUGCAGGAGCACAGCGCCUUCAGGUUUGCUGUCCAGCUGUAUAACACCAACCAGAAUGUGACGGAGAAACCCUUCCACCUCAAUUACAAUGUUGACAACCUGGAGUCUUCCAACAGCUUCUCUGUCACACACGCCUUCUGCUCCCAGUUCUCACGAGGAGUAUACGCCAUCUUCGGCUUCUAUGACAGGAAGUCCAUGAACACGCUGACCUCCUUCUGUGGGGCGCUGCACACCUCCUUCAUUACGCCCAGCUUCCCCAUCGACGCUGACGUGCAGUUUGUCAUUCAGAUGAGGCCCAGUUUGCGAGGGGCUGUUCUCAGUCUGCUGGACCAUUACAAGUGGGAGAGGUUCGUCUACCUUUACGACACUGAUAGAGGUUUUGCAAUCCUCCAGGCCAUCAUGGAGUCGGCUGUGGCCAAUAACUGGCAGGUGACAGCUCGCUCGGUGGGAAACAUCGUGGACCCCGUGGAGUACAGACGCAUCAUCGAGGAGAUGGACCGCCGGCAGGAGAAACGCUUCCUCAUCGACUGUGAGGUGGACAGGAUCAACUCCAUACUGGAGCAGGUGGUGACCUCGGGAAAGAACAGCAGAGGAUACCACUAUAUCCUGGCCAACUUGGGUUUUUCCAACAUGAGCCUGGACAGGGUUUUUUCUGGUGGAGCCAACAUCACAGGCUUCCAGAUCAUCAACCCAGACAGCACCAUCGUCCAGCAGUUCCUCCAGCGCUGGGAGCGCCUGGAUGAAAGAGAAUUUCCAGAAGCCAAAAACACUCCACUGAAGUAUACAUCAGCACUGACCCACGAUGCCAUCCUCGUGAUUGCGGAGGCCUUCCGGUACCUUCGGCGGCAGCGAGUGGACGUGUCUCGCAGGGGAAGCGCAGGCGACUGCCUCGCCAACCCCGCCGUGCCCUGGAGCCAGGGCAUUGACAUAGAGCGAGCCCUCAAAAUGGUCCAAGUACAAGGUAUGACAGGAAACAUCCAGUUUGACACAUUUGGUCGGCGAUCUAAUUACACAAUCGAUGUGUAUGAGAUGAAAUCAGGAGGCCCCAGGAGGAUCGGCUACUGGAAUGAGUACGAAAAAUUUGUAUAUAUAAUGGAUCAACAGGUCACCAACGAGUCCUCUUCUGUGGAAAACCGAACAAUUGUGGUCACUACUAUUAUGGAAGCUCCGUAUGUGAUGUACAAGAAAAACUAUAUGCAGAUGGAGGGGAAUGACAGAUAUGAAGGCUACUGUGUCGAUUUAGCUUCUGAAAUUGCAAAACAUGUCGGGAUAAAAUAUAAGCUGUCAAUAGUGCCGGAUGGGAAGUACGGCGCCAGAGAUCCAGAGACCAAGACGUGGAACGGGAUGGUGGGUGAACUGGUUUAUGGGAGAGCUGAUAUAGCUGUGGCUCCUCUGACUAUAACGUUGGUACGGGAAGAAGUGAUAGACUUCUCUAAGCCCUUCAUGAGCUUGGGCAUCUCCAUUAUGAUUAAGAAGCCUCAAAAGUCCAAGCCUGGUGUGUUUUCCUUCCUGGACCCACUGGCCUAUGAGAUUUGGAUGUGUAUAGUUUUUGCCUAUAUCGGCGUGAGUGUGGUGCUCUUCCUGGUGAGCCGUUUCAGCCCAUAUGAGUGGCAUCUGGACGAGAACGAUGAGGCCAAAGACCCUCAGAGCCCCCCAGACCCUCCGAACGACUUUGGGAUUUUUAAUAGCCUGUGGUUCUCCCUGGGUGCCUUCAUGCAGCAAGGAUGCGAUAUCUCACCAAGGUCUCUGUCCGGGCGUAUUGUCGGAGGAGUGUGGUGGUUCUUCACCCUCAUCAUCAUCUCCUCCUACACGGCCAACCUGGCCGCCUUCCUCACCGUGGAGAGGAUGGUCUCUCCGAUCGAGAGCGCCGAGGACCUGGCCAAGCAGACGGAGAUAGCCUAUGGGACGUUAGACUCAGGCUCCACGAAGGAGUUCUUUAGGCGCUCCAAAAUAGCAGUUUAUGAGAAAAUGUGGUCAUACAUGAAAUCAGCAGAACCCUCAGUGUUUGCCAAGACCACACCAGACGGGGUUUCCCGGGUACGAAAGUCGAAGGGCAAGUUCGCCUUUCUUCUCGAAUCCACUAUGAACGAGUACAUAGAGCAGCGGAAGCCAUGCGACACCAUGAAAGUGGGCGGCAACCUCGACUCUAAGGGCUAUGGUGUGGCCACACCCAAAGGCUCUGCAUUAAGAAAUGCUGUUAACCUGGCAGUGUUAAAACUGAAUGAGCAAGGCCUCUUGGACAAAUUGAAAAACAAAUGGUGGUACGACAAGGGAGAGUGCGGCAGCGGGGGAGGUGACUCUAAGGACAAGACAAGCGCUCUAAGCCUGAGCAACGUGGCAGGAGUCUUCUAUAUUCUGGUCGGAGGGCUUGGCCUGGCUAUGACCGUGGCUUUGAUAGAGUUCUGCUAUAAGUCACGGCAAGAAACCAAAAGACUGAAGCUGGCAAAGAACGCCCAGAACUUUAAGCCAGCCCCUCCGGCAAACACCCAGAAUUUUGCCACGUACCGUGAAGGCUACAACGUGUAUGGGACAGAGAGUGUUAAAAUCUAGAGGUGAUGAAAUGUGUCAAUUCCCACUGGUGCGUCUGGAUGGAAACAGCCACUCUGUGUGACCCCGACACCCCGAGGCUGGCAUCCUGGAGGCAACAGCCUUCUUUCU